Sorex araneus (European shrew) is the source of this 1374-nucleotide messenger RNA. RefSeq names its product cathepsin H (gene CTSH). The transcript has 12 exons. Gene Ontology annotation, cellular component: lysosome. NCBI's taxonomy places the organism in Eukaryota, Metazoa, Chordata, Mammalia, Eulipotyphla, Soricidae. The record is from RefSeq and is a predicted model, not a curated record. Gene Ontology annotation, molecular function: cysteine-type endopeptidase activity. The coding region runs from base 54 to 1151 and encodes 365 amino acids. Gene Ontology annotation, biological process: immune response.
UCCAGUCCAGACCCCUCCCGCUGCCGCUGCAGUGCCCGCCGAGCUCUCCCGCGAUGUGGCCCGCGCUGCUGCUGCUUUGCGCCGGGGCUCUGCUCCUGGGAGCGCCGGCCUGCAGCGCCGCCAACGUGUCCGUGAGCUCUUUAGAGACGUUCCGCUUCAAGACCUGGAUGUUGCAGCACCAGAAGAAGUACAGCUCAGGGGAGUACACACACAGACUGCGGACUUUCCUCCACAACCGGGACAAGAUGAAAGCCCACAAUGCGGGGAACCACACGUUUCAGAUGGGACUGAACCAGUUUUCAGACAUGAGCUUUGCUGAGAUAAAACACAAAUAUCUCUGGUCACAGCCUCAGAAUUGCUCAGCCACCAGAAGUAACUACCUUCGGGGGUCAGGCCCAUAUCCCGCCUCUGUGGACUGGCGGAAGAAGGGAAAUUUUGUCUCACCAGUGAAAAACCAGGGCGCCUGUGGCAGUUGCUGGACCUUCUCCACCACUGGGGCCCUGGAGUCUGCAGUGGCCAUUGCAGGCGGGAAGCUGCUGUCUUUGGCAGAACAGCAGCUGGUGGACUGUGCACAGAACUUCAACAACCAUGGCUGCGAGGGGGGUCUGCCCAGCCAAGCCUUCGAAUACAUCCAUUACAACAAGGGCAUCAUGGGCGAAGACAGCUAUCCCUACCAAGGCAAGGACAGCCACUGCAAGUUUCAACCUGAGAAGGCCAUUGCUUUCGUGAAGGACGUCGCCAACAUUACCCUGAAUGACGAGGAGGCCAUGGUGGAGGCAGUGGCCCUGUACAACCCUGUCAGCUUUGCCUUCGAGGUCACAAACGACUUCAUGCACUACAAGAAGGGCAUCUACUCCAGCUCAUCUUGUCAUAAGACUCCAGACCGAGUUAACCACGCAGUACUGGCUGUGGGCUAUGGAGAGGAAAAUGGGAUACCUUACUGGAUUGUGAAAAACUCUUGGGGUCCCCAAUGGGGAAUGAAUGGGUGUGAGGGCAGGGCCUCGCCUGGCAGGCAGGACACCAGCUUUGGCAAAGCAGAGGAGCCCAGUGGGAGUCCAGGCACCAGAAAGAAGAGACAAGACCAGGCUCCCGUCCAGUGGCCAGCAGCCCUGCACCAAGCACUUUCCCCACAGGGGGCACCUUCUCAAUAAAGCGUGCACACCUCCUGGUCUGUGUUGUGCUGGGUCUUGGCCCACCACCUGCAGCUUGCCCAAGGGGCCCCGUUUAUAGGUUCUCUUGGUUAUCGACUUGCCAAAGCCAGAAUCCAGAACCACAUCUUAAACAAGGAGACCUAUUCCUCAGUCCAGCCUGCAACCAGUUACUCUUGAUUCUGUGCUCAAGGGUCACUCCUGGCAGCAGAGGAUUGAAGCAGUA